UCCGGGCUAGCACUGCCCCUGGCACUGGCCCUGGGACCGGUUCCCCCCUCCCGGCUCCUUGCGCAGGCAGAGGCGGGCUGUGAGGGCCCGUGUGCUCGUGUUCGGCUCCCCUCAGCUGAAGAAAGUUGUGGAGUAAAUUCGACGCUGCCUGACCGCACGGUAAUGCCCGCCCAUACUCCAGGAAGCGGAAUUUGCUGAUUAGUUACCGAACAAUGUUUGUGCCCAGGUCUCUGAAAGUGAAGAGGGCCGAGGAAAGCACCGAGCAGGCGGCCAAGAGGAGCAAGACCCAAGAUGCUGACCUCAAACCGGUCGAAGAGCUUCACACCCCAGCGGGUGAGGCUGAAGGGGAUGUAGAGGAGCCGGGAGCCGGGGAGAGUGGCGAGGAGGAGCCGGUGAAGGCCCUGAGGCGCAGCCAGCGGUGGCCGGAGCCGGGGGAGCCGGCCUGCUCCAUGUGCGGCCGCUACGGGGAGUACAUCUGCGACCAGACGGACACCGACGUCUGCAGCCUGGAGUGCAAGGCCGAGCACCUGCGGCAACUGGGGCUGGGGGGCACGGGUUCCCCACCGCUGGAGCCGGAGCCGGGCCAGCAGGCGGAUGGGCUGAGCGGCCACUACCGGGAGCACCCGAUUGUCUCUGGCCUGUCGGACGAGCAGGUGGAGGCCCUGCAGCAGCAGCUGGGCAUCGUGGUGCAGGGCCCAGCCCUCAGGCCCGUGCUGGAGUUUGACCACUGCGGCUUCCCCGCCACCCUGGGCCGCAGCCUGCAGCGGCUGGGCUACCACUGCCCCACCCCCGUGCAGAUGCAGGUGCUGCCGCAGGGGCUGGCCGGCAAGGACGUGCUGGCCACCGCCGACACCGGCUCCGGCAAGACGGCCGCCUUCCUGCUGCCGGUCACCAUGGCGGCGCUGCAGGAGAUGCAAGAUUCGCCGCGGCUGCCCGUGGGGCUGAUACUGACACCGACCCGUGAGCUUGCCAUUCAGAUUGAGCGGCAGGCCAAGGAGCUGAUGCAGGGUCUACCCAACAUGCGGACCGCACUGCUGGUGGGGGGGAUGCCCUUACCCCCACAGCUACAUCGGCUGGAGCAAAACAUCAAGGUGAUAAUUGCCACCCCUGGGCGUCUGCUGGAUAUUCUAAAGCAAGAGGCCGUCAGCCUGAGCGGACUGCGUAUUGUGGUGGUUGACGAGGUCGAUACAAUGUUGAAGAUGGGUUUCCAGCAGCAGGUGUUGGAUAUCUUGGAGCAGACGCCCGAGGAGCAUCAAACGAUUCUUGUCUCCGCCACGAUCCCAGCAGGCAUCCAGCAGCUGGCCAGCCAUUUCCUGCAGGACCCGGUCAAGAUCACAGUGGGAGAGAUGAACCAGCCUUGCUCGAAUGUUCGCCAGAUCAUUCUGUGGGUGGAGGAACCGUCCAAGAAGAAGAAGCUGUUCGAGAUUCUGAAUGACGGCAAGCUCUACCACCCCCCGGUGCUGGUGUUUGUGGACUGCAAGCUGGGGGCUGACCUGCUGUCCAACGCGGUGCAGACCAUCACCGGCCUGAAGUCGGUGUCCAUGCACUCAGACAAGGCCCAGUGUGACCGCAACCAGAUUCUGCAGGGUCUGCUUCAAGGAGACCAUGAGGUUGUGGUCAGCACAGGGGUUCUUGGCAGAGGGCUCGAUCUUGUCAACGUCAGACUGGUUGUGAACUUCGACAUGCCACGCACCAUGGAUGAGUACGUUCACCAGGUGGGGAGAGCCGGCCGCUUGGGCCACCGCGGGACGGCCAUCACCUUAGUGAACAACGGCAGCAGCCGGCAUUUCCUGGAGCUGGUGAAGAGGGUGAAGCCAACCGGCACUCUGCUGCCCCCGCAGCUGCUCAACUCGCCGUACCUGGUGGAGCAGCAGCGCCGGGAGCAGCGGCGGAACAAGCAGCAGGCCCAGCAGGACCUGGUGGCCGGUGACAGUCUGCUCGACAUCAUCAGGAAGCACGACCGCAGCGUGCUGCAGAAGCGGUAGUCCCGCGUGACUGCCGGCCCCGCUCUGCGGCACCCACACCCGCUGCACUCCACUCCCUCCAGUCUCCUCCGCCCUCGGCUUGCAUUGAACUGUCAAAUGGAGCGGGAGGUGAACAGGAUGUGGGAGCUGGACAGAUGCUUCAUUGAACU
Leucoraja erinaceus (little skate) is the source of this 2134-nucleotide messenger RNA. RefSeq names its product DEAD (Asp-Glu-Ala-Asp) box polypeptide 59 (gene ddx59). Lineage: Eukaryota; Metazoa; Chordata; Chondrichthyes; Rajiformes; Rajidae. The record is from RefSeq and is a predicted model, not a curated record. Gene Ontology annotation, molecular function: ATP binding; RNA helicase activity; nucleic acid binding.